CGAGCUGAUGCUUUCCUUUCGUGCAAAUGGGUUUGUUAGAUCCAUUGAUCGUGAGAGAUGCAAGGAAAUUUAUCAAACGCAAAGACAGCGACGCAGGCGAAGCAGGGCAAGCAUUGGAGGAAUUGAGAGGUUCUCUCUUCAACGAGCUUCGAACCUCAGAAGGAGCUAAGCGUCAACAACAACGGUUUUGUGGACCUUCUGUGGCACUGACCUUCAACUUCUUCGUCGCCGUUGGAAUAAUCCUGGCAAACAAAUUGGUUAUGGGGAAGGUUGGAUUUAAUUUUCCAAUCUUCCUCACAUUGAUCCACUAUUCCGCUGCGUGGGUACUGCUAGCAAUUUUCAAAGCACUUUCAUUGCUUCCCAUAUCUCCUCCUUCCAAGUCCACACCAUACUCUUCUCUCUUUUUCUUGGGUGCUGUCAUGUCUUUCUCUACUGGCCUUGCCAAUAUCAGCCUAAAGCAUAACAGUGUUGGGUUCUACCAGAUGGCUAAGAUUUCGGUCACUCCAACCAUUGUCCUGUCCGAGUUCAUUCUCUUCAGGAAAAAGGUUUCCUUCAAUAAGGUUCUGGCUCUUACUGUUGUCUCAAUCGGUGUUGCAGUGGCCACUGUGACAGAUUUAGAGUUCAACUUGUUUGGUGCCUGUGUUGCAUUAGCAUGGAUAAUCCCAAGUGCUAUAAAUAAAAUUCUCUGGUCUAAUCUGCAACAGAAAGGCAACUGGACUGCUCUAGCGUUGAUGUGGAAGACCACACCAGUGACUAUCUUUUUCUUGCUGGCUUUGAUGCCAUGGCUAGACCCACCUGGAGUGUUGUCCUUCAAGUGGGAUUUCAACAGCACAUCUGCUAUCACCAUAUCAGCUGUCCUUGGCUUUCUCCUUCAAUGGUCUGGAGCUUUGGCACUUGGUGCAACAUCAGCAACUUCCCACGUUGUUUUAGGUCAGUUCAAGACUUGUGUGAUCAUGCUAGGAGGAUACCUAAUUUUCAGUUCAGAUCCUGGGUCUAUGAGCAUCUGUGGAGCUGUUGCGGCUCUUUGUGGAAUGGCAGUGUAUACCUCACUCAACUUACAGGAAGUAGAAGAGGCAAAUGAGCAGAUCAGAAAGCAGAAUUCAUUUCCUUUGACACCCAAAAUCAGUGCUGGUGGCGCCACAGAAAAGCAAGAUGUAAAGAAUAAUGCCCCGGAAGCUGUCUGAAACUGUGGACUAGAGAGAGACUUGUGAAAAUUAACCCAUUUCCCAUUGGUUAUAUUCUUGUUAACUUACAAAAAAAAAUUUUGUUUUGGUCAAUAUUCUUAUUUAAACUUUCAGUGAUGGAUAAAGACUAAAUCAUGUACAGACAUGACUUUCCACAGUUUUGGGAACUUACUAUUCAAUCAUUUAC
Messenger RNA from Telopea speciosissima, 1371 nucleotides. RefSeq lists its product as uncharacterized. The record is from RefSeq and is a predicted model, not a curated record. The transcript has 7 exons. Bases 27 to 1184 code for a protein of 385 amino acids. Gene Ontology annotation, molecular function: antiporter activity; UDP-xylose transmembrane transporter activity. NCBI's taxonomy places the organism in Eukaryota, Viridiplantae, Streptophyta, Magnoliopsida, Proteales, Proteaceae. Gene Ontology annotation, cellular component: Golgi apparatus.